Messenger RNA from Triticum turgidum subsp. durum (durum wheat), 654 nucleotides. NCBI's taxonomy places the organism in Eukaryota, Viridiplantae, Streptophyta, Magnoliopsida, Poales, Poaceae. The record is from the annotation of a GenBank genome assembly.
AUGUCGUUCCGCGGCCGUGGAGGGAGAGGAGGAGGGAGAGGCGGCCGCGGAGGAAGAGGAGGCAGAGGCUUCGGGGGCGCCAGCUAUGACCACCCCGCCAAGCACGCUCCCCACGAGGACUUCCCGGAGAUCACCCUGCCGGAGAUGACCUGCGCCAAGGCGACCAACGAGGAGAAGGCUCUGAUACUGUCCACCCUGAAGCUCGAUGAUUUCAUGAGGAAUUCUUGCUACUACCUGGAGCCGGAUGCCCCCAAGAAAAAGAAUGACGACAAAGAGAUCGAAAGAUAUUCUGAUAGGAAGCGUAAAACACAAAGCAAACGGGAAGCUCUUGCAUCAUACCUCAAACUGAUCCCUGCAAAUUUUCCUGCAGAACUGCUACAUGGUUCUAAACGAGCGCAACCAGUUCAGAAAAAACUUCGGUGGGAUAAAGACGCAGAUAAUCAGGCAUUUGAUAUAUUCGAGAAACUUGAAGCGAAGCAGAAGGAUGGAGAGGAGAAGACCGAAAAGGAGGGUGAUGAGGAGGAGGAUGAUGAAGAGGAGGAAGCAGAAGCGGAAGAAAGUUCAGAUGACGAUUAUAAUCAGAAUAUCGAGUUUGAUGAUGACGAUGAUGACUGGAACCAAGAGGAGGAAGCCCAUGAAGACUGCUAUGAUUGA